UGUCGUCAUCAACACGCGCCAACACACCACACGGAAAAGCUACCACGACCUUUCAUGCGGCAAACAGAGAGACACUAGCAGGAUUUUACUCAGUUUAUAAUGUUUGUAUCAACUUAUUUUUAGAGGGAAUUAAUUAUAUGUGGCUGUCGAAGAAAACCGGACCGAAAUGCUUCGUUUAUCUCUGGUAGUUUUUGGCAGAGGAGCCACCAGAAGGUUUGCCUCGUCGUUCUCCAGUGAAAGCGCUCUGCCGUCCAAUUUACUGCUGCCUACAAACCUCGUGGAUCCUUCCAGAUCAAAGCGUCUGCCGCCUCCUCCAGACUGUUCCCUGCCUGUUCUGAGGACAUGUGAUGCUGUCGUUCCUUCUCACCUGACCCCCGUCCCCACGUGGGUGGAGACUCUGGAGAAGCAGGACAGCGAGCCGCUGGGCGUGGCUCACCUCCAUCCUGACGUCUUCGCCGUGGCUCCCCGGCUCGAUAUUCUUCACGCGGUUGAAACAUGGCAGAGAGCUUAUAAAAGGAUUAGCCACGCCAACACAAAGAUCAGGUCGGAGGUCAGAGGAGGAGGCAAGAAACCAUGGCGACAGAAAGGAAGUGGAAGAGCUCGCCACGGAAGCAUCCGAUCACCGAUCUGGAGAGGAGGUGGGGUGUCUCAUGGACCCAGAGGCCCGACCAGUUACUACUACAUGCUGCCCAUGAAAGUUCGAGUGCAAGGACUCAAAGUGGCGCUGAGCUCCAAGAUGGCUCAGGACUACCUUCACAUCGUGGACUCCCUGAACAUCCCUACACCAGACCCUCAGUACCUGCUGGACCUCAUCAAACAGAGACACUGGGGAGCGUCUGUCUUAAUAGUCGAUGUAGGUGAAGAGUUUCCUGAAAACAUCCUUCAGGCCACAGCUAAUUUAAAGUCGGUGAACGUUAUUCCAGCAAUUGGUCUGAACGUCCACAGCAUGCUGAAACAUGAAGCCGUCAUCCUCACGCUGGAAACUAUCAAGUUUUUGGAAGAAAAGCUGCUUUGGCACGACCAGCGUUACACACCUCUGUACCCCUUUAAACUGCCGUACUCCGACUUCCCAUAAGAUGUAAUAUAUUGACUGACUGCAGUUAAGACGUUUGUUUUUCUUUAUGUGUUUAUUAUGUUUAACAAAAAAAAAAAUCAUUAAUAAAUAAUGCUGAUGAUAAAAACCAA
Molecule: messenger RNA, 1185 nt
Organism: Thunnus maccoyii (southern bluefin tuna)
Lineage: Eukaryota; Metazoa; Chordata; Actinopteri; Scombriformes; Scombridae
Gene: mrpl4
Product: mitochondrial ribosomal protein L4
Exons: 9
Coding region: 167-1075 (302 amino acids)
Biological process (GO): translation
Cellular component (GO): ribosome
Molecular function (GO): structural constituent of ribosome
Source: RefSeq, a predicted model, not a curated record